CCACGCCAACAGUCAACAUGACAACAAUUGAGGCGAAGAAAAUACCAGAACACAAGAAAAUACGCAAACACCUAACUCCAAUUCCAGUGUAACCCACAUUAAACCCGUAAAACAUACAAGUUUCUGCUCAUUUAGGCACAUUGCAAGAUGCUGGCAAGAUCUCUUGCCCAUGUUGCUCACGAGUCGUCGUCCUUUAUUGUAUCAUUGCAUCUAGUGUUUUCGUGAAACCGAACCCGUGAAAGUCAACAACAGCCCACUCCCCCCGAUGGAGGUGAAACAAGAUCAUUCCGAUAGUCGCGUGAAUGAAGUGGAAUUCCGGUGCAAAAUCGAUGGAUGCAAGCAAAGCUUUACCACCGAGCUGCAUUGCACCGCACACACGAAGAAGCACGAUUUGAGCCUAAACCUGGAGAUGCCACUGAAAGGUCCGGGUGUCAUAUUUGCCGAUCAAACGCCGACCCCAACACGGCUGAUUGGCAAAUGCGAGGAGGUUGGUUUGUUUGAAGACCUACAGAAGGUGAACCCGUUCGAUGAGACGUUCCGCCGGGCGGUUGAAUCGGGUACGAGCAGCAGUCCGUCGCUGACCGGUGAUCAAACUCCGCUGGCCGUGACACAAGCGGUUGCCUGCUGCCGUGCUGCCGAAGGCGAAACGUUGCACACGCCACACAUAUUCCCCAGCGGGAUCGAUCGAUCGGGCCUGGAAGCGCUGGGCAGCGAGCCGGCAGCAGCUAAGCAACGGGCGAAAAUCAGAGCAACCGGUGUAUCCUUACGAACCAAGCAACCUGUUCAGCAGGUGGAAAAGGCGGCGCCUGCUACACCUGCUACUGCUGUUGCUAGUAAACCCAACAAUGAGCCGAAAAGCUCCAAAAAGACAACUGCCGCGAAGCGCAAAGCGCCCGCCGUGGUGGAUAUACUGCCGAAACCGUCCGUACAGCCAGCACCGUUUGCAGGCGAAUCGAUUCCACUCAUCAUCAUUCCGUCCGGCCCGCCGGACAACAACACAAAGCAACCAGUGGAAGGAACGGUUCUGGUGAAGGAAAAGCUAAAGGAACAUCUAGCGAAGGUGCGAGAAUCGGCCACACAGGGAGCGAAGGAAAGCUCGACGGCUAGAAAGCGUGUCAAGCAGCAGGUGGACGUUAAGCCGAACCCGCCGAGCAAACCGACGAAACCGAUCGAUCUCACCAAACCAACCGACGAGCAGGAUCAUUUGAAGCACGAGCGAUGGAAGGCGGCCGCCAAACGCUACCGACUGCGCGUCAAGAAAAGCCAAGACCAGCAGCUGCAACGCAACAUUGAGCUGGAAGAAGAAAACAUUCGCCUGCGUACGCAGCUGGCCGAAUUAAAGCACGCCCAUCGUAACUGUAACGUAACGCGCAGUGCAAGCUCCGUAAAGGUUGCACUGCUACAGGGAACGGGAGGUGCAUCGACGCAAGGCGUUCCAAGUGCAACCGUCGUGGUACAGCAGGAAGCGAAUGCGGCACUGCUCAACACAAUCGAACAGCAGCAGCAGCACCAGCAGCACCAGCUUCAACAGCCGGUUCCAUUGUCCGUCCCACAGCAACGAUACAUUACAUCGCACAUCAUCGACGGUAACACGUUUAAUCGUGUGCCUAUAAUCAUUGUGAUGGGAUCGACGGCGACGGCACCGGUUGUGUCGGGCGCCGUUAGUGAUGGUGCAGGUCGUGCCUUAGAGGAGGGUACGGGGUAAUCAAUGUAGAGAUUUUAUUGCAGUUAAGUUUUUAGUUGCAUUUCCCCUUGGGUAGCUUUUUUGUUAUUAAUGAUUCAAACAUCACAUUUACUGUUCUUUAUAGUGGAUCAGUUGUCCUUAUUUUACUCAUGGGAAGCUUUAAUAGGCUUUCCAUGAUCAUAGUAUUACCCAGAAACGGAUAGUCAGUUUAUGUUUCUAUUCAAAUACCUUUGUUUCUAACUGUUUUCUAGUAAUAAAACAUAGGCCCAUUUACAAUUAUGAUCACCAAGUUGCUUAAAGCUUUUGAAGCUGGCCGGAUCAGGCUCUUACAAGUUGAUUUUAUCCAUAAAAAAAUAUAUUGGGUUGUCUACACGACAAAAAAAGAAACACUUAUGAGACAUAAAUGGAAACACGACGAUAGUGUAGCAUUAACAGCCUUAAAACUUCUUCUUUGCCAUUACAACUGUCUUAAUUUGAUUUUAGCCGUAUUAUCACUACGCAAAGUGAUAUAGCAGUACCUUCUGGAUCAGUAAGAUCAGCCUGUAUGAUUAUGGGGUUUGCCCUCUCUAGUUGCAAAGCGAACCGGAAAUAAGCAGUACAACACAUAGUGUUUCUUUUAACGCAGGAAAACGUUAUUAGCCUCAUAUUCAUUCGUUUGAUAAACGUUUGUUAAACUGUUGCUUAAAUAAACUGCUCAGCAUGGAGGAA
Molecule: messenger RNA, 2392 nt
Organism: Anopheles stephensi (Asian malaria mosquito)
Lineage: Eukaryota; Metazoa; Arthropoda; Insecta; Diptera; Culicidae
Gene: Atf-2
Product: cyclic AMP-dependent transcription factor ATF-7
Exons: 2
Coding region: 266-1705 (479 amino acids)
Biological process (GO): regulation of transcription by RNA polymerase II
Molecular function (GO): DNA-binding transcription factor activity, RNA polymerase II-specific; cAMP response element binding
Source: RefSeq, a predicted model, not a curated record